Messenger RNA from Eremomyces bilateralis CBS 781.70, 1317 nucleotides. RefSeq lists its product as uncharacterized. NCBI's taxonomy places the organism in Eukaryota, Fungi, Ascomycota, Dothideomycetes, Eremomycetales, Eremomycetaceae. The annotation marks the transcript as partial. The record is from RefSeq and is a predicted model, not a curated record. The transcript has 3 exons.
AACGAACAGCUGUACCGACUUCGAGGGUAUGCGGACGACUUUAGCGGGAUCCCGAUUAUCGUGUUCUGCGGGGAUUUCCGCCAGUUCCGCCCGGUCCAGGAGCGGUCCAUCCUUCUCCCCAGCCAAGUUAUUGCGCACCAGCACGAUAAAGCGCACGCGCUGUGGAACAAGUUUACUACGGUCGUGAUGCUCGACGAACAAGUCCGUGCCGCCGGAGAUCCACGACUCCAGCAACUCCUCAGGCGGAUCCGGCACGGCGUACAAGAUCAGUCCGAUAUGGAUUUUCUGAACGACACGUGCUACCAGGAAGGUCGACGUAUCCCAUGGGAGUCCGGCAUCACGGUUAUCACGCCGCUGAAUCGGAACCGCUGGAAUCUGAACGUCGAAGCCACGCUGUCCUUCCAACGCCAAAGGCAAAGCGUGCUUCGGAUUUUCAUGUCCGAGCACAAGUGGAAAGAUGGCCAGCCUACGGAGGAGGAGGCCCUAAUGCUGUUAAGUCAGGGGGACGACAGCGCCAUCCCCGUCCCCGCUAUCUUUAUGUUCGUCCAGGGGAUGCCCAUCACCGUAAAUCAAAACACCCACCAAGGCCUGAAGCUGGUCAAUGGCGCCCGCUAUACGGCGUUAGACGUCAUCCUCGACCUGAAAUUCCCCGGGCAUCGCGUCAACGCCGAUACCAUGCUCCACUUCGGGCCUCCGGCCGGGAUCGUGCUGGCGUCCGAGACGACGAGAGACUACGAUUUCGUGGGCAUGCCAGCCGGCACCAUCCUCCUGGCACCCGUCAGUGUCAAAAUCGACUCCCAGAGAAAGCGGCCGUGGCAGAUGCACGACGUCAGCCGGCGAGGAUUACCGUGCGCAGCGGCGUUCGCCUCCACGGAUUAUAAGGUGGACAUUAUCGGUAAUCGAGUGCCCGAGACUAUGGUCGCCGCCGAGAAUAGGCUAGAACGGCUGAGCGAGGGGAUGAUUCAAGACGCGGAACGUUGGGACUGGUCAACAGAAGAGGGAUGGACGGUACAUUAAGGGGAAGUAAACGCGGCCUAGAUAUACAAAGUAGAUUGGCUAGCAGAGCGCAAAUAGAGCGAGAGACAUUGAAAACCGACCCUUUGUAACAUUGAUCGCUUAAUGAUGGGGAGACUUCGCCUCUUUUUUUUCCCUCGCAUCCCUCCUCUUUUUCUCGAGUCUUUAUGAUCGGAGUCAGUCUUGACAAUCAGAGUCAAGUCUCAACGAUCGGAUUGAGUCCCGACGAUCGGACUCAGUCAGGCGCGGGGUCAGAAUCAGGCGGUGUCAGCGAACGGCGAGUGAACGAUGCCGAGCGUGUAG